Messenger RNA from Penaeus indicus, 579 nucleotides. Its product is annotated as anti-lipopolysaccharide factor-like. The transcript is spliced from 3 exons. NCBI's taxonomy places the organism in Eukaryota, Metazoa, Arthropoda, Malacostraca, Decapoda, Penaeidae. Bases 86 to 454 code for a protein of 122 amino acids. The record is from RefSeq and is a predicted model, not a curated record.
ACUGUGCCAGCCUAAACAGCGCCAGAUACACAGUCAGCGUUGAGAGAAAUUUUCCCUCCUUCAGGAACUUCACUUCACGUCCAAGAUGCGAGUAUCAGUCUUCAGCAUGAUCUUCGUGCUGGCGGUGGCUGCAUCCUUCGCACCGCAGUGCCAAGCGAGCGGCUGGGAGGCACUAGUGCCAGCCAUUGCGAACAAACUCACAGGAUUGUGGGAGAGUGGAGAGCUCGAGCUGUUAGGGCACUACUGCAGCUUCAACGUGACACCGAAAUUCAAGCGUUGGCAACUGUACUUCAGGGGUCGCAUGUGGUGCCCAGGAUGGACGACCAUCAGAGGUCAAGCCGAGACCCGUAGCAGAUCGGGUGUGGUGGGGAGAACUACGCAGGACUUCGUCAGGAAAGCUUUCAGGGCGGGUCUCAUCAGCGAAUCAGAGGCUCGAGAUUGGCUGAAUAAUUAAGACGAAGAAGCACGUCACACAUAGAUACGAUUUAUUUAUAAAGCAGUGUGGAAAGGAUCUCGUUAAUGGUAUAUCCAAACUCUUCUGUGAAGAUUAAUAGCCAUAAAUAAACAUCAAGUAGCAUA